Molecule: messenger RNA, 7795 nt
Organism: Taeniopygia guttata (zebra finch)
Lineage: Eukaryota; Metazoa; Chordata; Aves; Passeriformes; Estrildidae
Gene: SV2B
Product: synaptic vesicle glycoprotein 2B
Biological process (GO): chemical synaptic transmission; transmembrane transport
Cellular component (GO): neuron projection; synaptic vesicle membrane
Molecular function (GO): transmembrane transporter activity
Source: RefSeq, a predicted model, not a curated record
UGCUGGGAUUCCCCUUCUAGCUUCCAGCUAGAAACAUUCCUGUAUGUCAGCAAUUACACACACAAAAAAAAAAAAGAAAAAAAAAAAAAAGAAAAAAAAAAUCCCUCAUGUAAUGAAGAAUUCUGCUAGAGAGCUCCAACACUAGACGACUCUGGGUUGGAUUUUAUUACCCUGAUGAAAUUACACAAACAUUGCCUCUCCCUCCCUGCCUGCUGUGCAGCUGCUCGCUCUCUGCGCUUCCCCUGGGCUGCCUCCGCACUCUCCGCAGCCGGGCUGGGGACGGCAGAGAAGCGGGCAGGACCCGCUGGGCUCCCUCCCAGCGCUGGGGGCUCCUGGGCUGGCAUCCCCGGGGCUGCAUCAUUGGCAUGCGGCGGCUGGCAGGACUGCAUCGGCGCUAGAGGAGAUAGAUGCGAGCGCAGAGCCGCGCUGCGCCGCACCGCCCCGGGGCCGCUCCAGGACAUGACCUUCAGCACCACAAUGAAUCAGGAGAAACCUGUCAAGUCCUCCUAGCUCCCCGGCUGUGCAAUUUGCUGUUCCCUUGCUGUUCCCCAGACAGCAGCUUUUCUCACCCAAAGCACAGAAGCCAGCAAGUCACAAAUGACAGCUGAAAAGUGAAGCAUUACCAAAAGCUGCGUGAGACUCUGUCAAAGAGAACCUUUCUAUAUAAUUCUCCUUCCGAGCCUGGGAAGCUGUGCAUCCCAUCACUUCCAAAGAACGGAGAGAAGAUAUGUUCAAGUAACCAACACCAGAAAUUGCACAAAUCCAUACCCAUUUUAGAAUAUCUACACCGUGACCUACAGCAUUUAGAACUCUCCGUUCAGAAUGGAUGAUGGAUACAGAAACACAAACCAGGUCUCAGAUGACUACAGGUACCAGGAUGGCAACUACGACGCACCCAACGACGGCUACUACCGGGGCGGGGAUGAGCCCACGCAGGACGAGGAUGCCCAGAGUGAUGUCACAGAAGGCCACGAUGAGGAUGAUGAGGUCUAUGAGGGGGAGUACCAAGGGAUCCCACACCCGGAUGACAUUAAAGAGAAGCAGAAGAAGCGAGCCCCUGCCAUGGAUGAUGAGUACAGAGACCGUGCUGACCUUAUGGCCGAGAGGAUGGAGGAUGAGGAGCAACUUGCCCACCAGUAUGAGAACAUCAUUGAGGAGUGUGGCCACGGACGCUUCCAGUGGACUCUCUUCUUUGUUUUAGGGUUGGCACUGAUGGCAGAUGGGGUGGAGGUGUUUGUGGUUGGAUUUGUUCUUCCCAGUGCUGAGAAGGAUAUGUGCUUGUCUAGUUCCAACAAAGGGAUGCUGGGCUUGAUAGUCUACUUAGGAAUGAUGGUGGGGGCUGUCUUGCUGGGUGGCCUCGCUGACAAGCUGGGAAGAAAGCAAUGCCUCAUCAUAUCACUUGCAAUCAACGCUGCCUUUGCGUUCCUCUCCUCCUUCGUCCAGGGAUACGGAUUCUUCCUCUUCUGCCGCCUUAUCUCAGGCCUCGGUAUUGGGGGCACCCUCCCCAUCGUGUUUGCCUAUUUCUCUGAAUUCCUGUCUCGUGAGAAGAGGGGGGAACACCUCAGCUGGCUUUGCAUGUUCUGGAUGAUCGGUGGCAUUUAUGCUUCAGCAAUGGCUUGGAGCAUCAUCCCACACUAUGGCUGGGGGUUCAGUAUGGGAACCAAGUACCACUUCCACAGCUGGAGAGUCUUUGUACUCGUGUGUGCUCUGCCCUGUAUCGCCUCCCUGGUGGCACUGAAAUUCAUGCCUGAAAGCCCACGGUUUUUGCUGGAGAUUGGUAAACAUGAUGAAGCUUGGAUGAUACUCAAGCAAGUUCACGACACCAACAUGCGGGCCAAGGGCGAGCCAGAGAGGGUGUUCACGGUUUCCUAUAUCAAAACUCCAAAGCAAGUAGAUGAAUUUAUUGAAAUCCAGAGCUCAACAGGGACCUGGUACCAGCGAUGGCUGGUCAGAAUCACAACUACUUUAAAACAGGUCUGGGACAACGUGCUAUAUUGUUUAACAGCCCAGUACAGGAUGAACACACUGAUGCUGGCUGUGGUUUGGUUUACAAUGGCCUUAAGUUACUAUGGCCUUAUUGUCUGGUUCCCUGACAUGAUCCGCUACUUCCAAGAUGAGGCAUAUGAAUCCCGAGUGAAGAUCUUUGAUGAGGAAGAAGUGUCUCAUUUCACCUUUAAUUUCACCCUGGAAAACCAGAUCCAUAGAAAUGGGGAAUACAGGAAUGACAAAUUUAUUGGCAUGAAAUUCAAGGAAGUGAGAUUUGAGGAUUCAUUAUUUGAAGAUUGCUACUUUGAAGAUGUGAGAUCCAGUGAGACCUUCUUUGAAAACUGCACCAUCAUCUCUACUGUCUUUUAUAACACUGAUCUGUACGAACACAAAUUCAUCAACUGCAGGCUCAUCAACAGCACGUUCAUGAAGGAGAAGGAAGGCUGCCACAUCGACUUUGAGGAGGACAAUGAUUUUCUGAUCUACCUGGUCAGCUUCCUGGGCAGCCUGUCUGUGCUGCCAGGCAACAUCAUCUCUGCUCUGCUCAUGGACAAAAUUGGGAGGAUAAAGAUGAUUGGUGGCUCGAUGCUGAUCUCAGCUGUGUGCUGCUUCUUCCUGUUCUUCGGGAACAGCGAGUCGGCGAUGAUCGGCUGGCAGUGCCUCUUCUGUGGGGCCAGCAUCGCCGCCUGGAACGCCCUGGAUGUCAUCACCGUGGAGCUCUACCCCACCGACAAAAGGGCAACAGCCUUUGGCAUCCUCAAUGGGCUUUGCAAGUUUGGUGCCAUCCUGGGGAACUCCAUCUUCUCCUCCUUCGUAGGGAUAACCAAGGUGGUUCCCAUCCUUCUGGCCUCCUCCGCUCUGGUUGGAGGUGGCCUGCUGGCUCUGCGCCUGCCAGAGACUCGAGAACAGGUCCUGAUGUGAGCAGCAGAGGCUGUGGGGGCUUGUGUGUGGGGGGGCAGAUAUAGGAGAAGAACAAAAAAGAGCCGUGUCUGGAAAAGCCCAAAAAGUUUAUUCUGUACUGUUCUGUGGGUACCUCAAAGCAAGGCGGCAGAGGGAAAGAAGAACCCGCAGGGAUUUAAACAAAACCGUCGUUCCUGACCUUAUCACAGCCACAGCUGGUGCAUGCAGCCCCCACACACCCCUUGCAGAGCUUGGGUUCCACCCUGCCCCUGUCCAUCCCCCUGCAAGGACACCAGUGGCUCCGUGCCCGCGUGGGUGUGACACGGGAGGACAGACCCGACCCUCCUGCCCCUGCCCAGCUGGGACACCCUGGGACACCCUGGGACACCCUGGGACACCCUGCCCUGCCUGCCCAGCACUCCUUGGUCAGCCUCCUCAGCUGUCUCAGACAUGCAGAGCGUCUGGGGCAGGCAGGUAACAAACCUGCUGUAGGUGAGCUCCAGCAACAGGGGGAAGAGUUGCAGAUGUGGCCAGAGGUCUCAGCUGUCUUGAUUUUGGGAUUACCACUCCACCCACCUGGAAAAGUGAUUAUCCUGAUUUCUUGAGGAUGUAAGGUGGGUGGUUAGAUGUCUCAGAAGACUCAGAGCUUCAAAGCCCUUUACUGUUUACUUGGGCACAGGGAAUCACUAGACACCUUCUUGCUGUGGAAGAGAAAUAUCUAAAUAAUUAUAUCUAUAUAUAUGUAUUUACACCUACUUGCAAGCAUACAUACACCCACUGAAGUGAUCAGCUACUUAAAUUUAGGAUUUCUAAUUUCUGCACCCUUAAGAGGAUUUUAAGAGUGGCACUAGAAACAAAUCCCAGUAAUUCAAGUUUAUCAGGAGUCACGACCAACUUAGUGACACUUUGUUCUUUACAUCCAGAUACCAAAUAUUUAAAUGUAUUUGUGGCUGGGAAUAUUUCUAUAAUGAUUAAGAGGGUUUUUUCCCUACAACUUUCACAGAGGAGAAAUUGAUAUGAUAUUGGAGCAUUCCACAAACCAAAUGUGUACAUAUUAUCCAGUGUAAAUAGGGGAUUUUUGCCUAAUACCUAGAGAAUGGUAACUGUGAAUUUACCAGCAUUUUAGCCAUAUUAUUUGAAGAAUAUGAUGCUUGAUUUUAUAAUAUACUUGGGUCUCAUUGAAACACUGUAAGCACAGUUACUUAAAGCCAUUUAACUUGUUACACAGGGAAUGCACACAGCAAGCUUUCGCUGCACAGAACACUAAAUUCCCCAUUAAGUGGCAUAGUUUAGUUUGAUAUCCUGUAGAGAACAUUUCUGAAAUUCAUGUGCCCUUUUUAUCAUACAAGUCCUGUUGCACCUAGAGGCAGAGCGAGUUGUGUAUUUUGGGUGUGCUUUCUUGAGAAACCAGAAUGAAAAGCACCCUGUUCAAUAACACACCAGUGCUCACAAUGGAUGAGAUAACACUAAUUAUACCCUUUCAACAAGCUCAGCAACAGACCAGAAUUGAUCUGAAACCACCACGUAGCGCAGCUAAUUUAUCAAACCAGGAUAUUUUGUGACAUAAAAAAGUUCUUUUGUACUUUUGCUGGUGAUCUUCUCAUUUACCUUUUGUUGGAUCUUGUUUGUUGGUUUUUGUUUGGGUUUGCUUUUUUUUGGUGAUUUUUUUUUAAGAAAACCAAGCAAGGCUAGGCUGAAAUCCUGCAGGAGUGAUGUCUCACAGCCCUGCCUUUGGCUGCACUUAGGCUGGCUGGCACCAGGGCCAGCCCAGGCUGCAGCUGUGGGACUCAGCGUGGUGCUGCUGCAGGGGCAGCUGAAGGACACAGCAGGGAUAGAUCACAAGCAGCAAAUCCUUGCCAAUGAGGCAAAAGCCUCUAAUGGGCAUCACUUUUAUCAUUGUGUCAAUCAGGGAUAAACACUCAUGGAUCAGCUAGGCUACAAUGGGCUGUUUGAGAUUUUUGACCUUUAUUCUGAGGUUUAUGAAAUUGAUGAAAUCACAAGCUGCUGUAAUAACCAAGCUUUUGAUGCCUCAUUUCUUCAUUUUAUGGGUAGCUUAGGGCUUAUUAUUAUUAUUAUUAAUUUUAUUUAUUUGUCUUCUAAACAGCAAGGUUCCUUCUCUAAGGUAGGAGUGAAUGUAAUUAUGUCCUUUGGCAGCAGUUCACAGCUUCUGUUCAGAAUCACAGCCCAGAAUGUGGGUUUUUUCUCUAGGAAUAUCAGGUCUUUUUGCAUGAUGAGAAACAGUUUAAAUAUGUAUUUUAACACAAAAGGUCACCAUGACCUUUAGGUUUUAUCCAUUUUGUUGGGUUGUGCUUGCCAGUUACCAUAUUGCAACUGGACAGAGGGGGAGAAAUUUUGUUUCGUUUUCUGGAUGAUUUGCUUGUGCUGCUCUGAGGAGCUAGAACCUAUUUGUCUAAAUAUUUAUUUUGCAUAAUAUUCGUAUUUACAUAUCACCCAACGCUCACAGCAAACCUGACUAUUUGUGUUCUCCAUUGACAUUUUGCAGUGACAUUAAUGACAUCAUUUAUUUAGCAAAGCUUCCCUGUUAAUUUUCAGAGAAGGAAGAAACUGAAAUCAUGAGGAGAUAGAAAUGGCAAGGUAGUAUUAGGAAAUAUUAUCCAAACUUAGAAACCUUUCUUCCUUACAAAAUUACUAAACCUCACCUCACAGACCAGCUGGGAACAGGUAAAGAGUAAAGGGAUCUCAUUGUCAGUGUCACCUGGAAAUUCUUUGCACCCCUAAAAUUCAUGGGUCAGUCACUUGAGGGCUAAGGGAUAUUGCACGUGUUGGGACAAGGCUCCUACCCCUGACUUGACCAGGGAGUUUGUGACCUAACAGGAGAGAGCAAACACACAGCACAGCUCUGGCGUAUGAGAGCCUGAGAUAAAGGACAGCUAAGGGCAGAGAAGGAAGCAAGGAAAAGCUGAGGAGAGCUCCCAUCACCUAGCAGAGACACCUCGGGCUGGACUGCAUGGAUUGCCAUUAUUCCCAGCUGAAAAGGCUGAGGGAAUGUGUGGGACCCUGCCCAGGCCCUGUGUGAGCUGGAGAUGACUGGCCUUGGACAGUCCUUCUUCUUCAGGGACAGAGAGAUCCAGGGCAACAGCUCCAGCUCAGGCAUUGCAUUUGUGCCACCUGGGCUGAAAUCUCCCACCCACUUCAGUGGGGACAGGCUUAGUCAAUAUUCCCAAUGUGUUUGUUUGCUGUCCUUGUCAUGGUGUAAAUCAGUGUAGGUAUCACUGCUGCUCUCCAGGGCAAAACAGCAUCUGGGUGCAGACUCCUCUUCAUUGGCUGGGGUUUGUUUUGGGCUCAGUUUCAAACCUUGGCCACCUGCUAGGCUUAGCCUCAGUCACAGAUCCUUGAGCCUCAAGCAAGGGAAGAUUUCUCCUCAGGCACCUCCUCUGAUGGCUCAGCUCAAUUUCUGCUGUAAAAUCAUCAUUGCCCCUGCUGUUCAAGGGCCAGCACAUCUCCUCCCUCAGUUCCCCUGCCCAUGCCUGCCACAGGGAACUGCCUCUGUCUUGGACACACUGGACCAUCCACGGAGAAAUCUGCUGGCCACAGGUCCCCUGAUGGUCUCUGCACAGCACCAUUUCCAUGGAUUUGUGAACUUCACUGCAACAGGAGCACAGAGGACCAAGGCAGGGCACUUGCCUUAAAUCCCAAAGAUCUCUUCUAGAGGACAGCUGGAUCUCCUCAUGCCUGUGUGGCACAGCAGGACUUAGCCAGGGACAUUGUGGCAUGGGAAAGGUGAGUCUAGGGCACCCAGACUGGCCUGCUGUGGCUCUGUGUUUUCAGCUCUGCAGCACUGUAGCAGGAGGAGUCCAUUGCUGAAUUUCUGAGCAUGCAGACACAGGCUUUUAUAGGAACACCAAGCACUGUUGAUACUAUUAUUAAAGACCAGUGGGAUUACAAUAAGAGUUCUGCCUCCUUGUAUUCCCUGUUGAUUUAACAGGUUGUGGUAUCGUGAUUUAUUUUCUCCAGUUGUGCAGGACAGCUCCUGUUACUGCCUUUGGCUCUGCUGCAUCCUAGAGGUGGUGGCUGCAGCUUGUGCUGGGUGGGGCGAUCCCCUCCCUGCCCAUACCAACAUCACUCUGAAAUUCCUUGAAAUGCUAUGGGACUUACAAAUGGUGUUGUAUGGGAUCUUUUGGACUAUGAAGAGGGUCGGCCUUGGAAAACCCAUAUGCAGUGCUAGAGGUUCUGCACACUGGGAAGUGCUCAGGCACAUCCUGAUGUCCUUCAGUGAUACUGGAGAGGCACUGAGGGAUGGAUGUUCCCCGAGCCUGGGAGUGCUCCAGCCCCAAGGCUGCCUUCACACAAGGGCACAGAGCAGGACUGCAUGGAGCUGAGCUUUCUGCAGAUUCCAGGUCCCUUCCAGGUCCUGCUUUGAGACCUCCAACAGCAGAGUAUACUGUGAUGCUCUUAAGGAGGCCCAAAAUCCUUUUAUAUUCCCUGCUUAUGUCCUUUGACUUUCCAAAGGAGUCACAAAACCUGAGAGGAUAUUUUUUAGGUUUAGAUUCGAGUCCUAUGUAUUUUAUUUUGCAUUAAGUUUCUCCCUCAGUUUCUUACCCUUAUAUUAGCAAAUGCUGCUUUUAGGAAGAAUCAAGCCUGAGAACUGUGAAGGAAACAAAAUUAAAUUAAUUUCUUUGCUGUAUGUGAUGCUAGUGCUGUAUAAAUGUACACAAACUGCAAGUCCCACUGUAAAUAACACCUGGUGUUGUACUUUAAUGGAAAGUUUCAUUUAGAUGUUCUGUCAACUCUGUGUGUGAAAUAGCCAAUUCCAGUCCCUUGGUUCCUUUUCUUCAUUUAAAACCUUCUUUUAUUUUUUUUAUUUGAUCUGUGUCUGGUCGUCACUGGAAAUUGAAGCUGUUCUAAUGGACUUUGUUCUCUCUGUCACAUUAAAAGGCUGGAAGAAAAA